Octodon degus (degu) is the source of this 2282-nucleotide messenger RNA. RefSeq names its product zinc finger protein 709-like. The record is from RefSeq and is a predicted model, not a curated record. Gene Ontology annotation, biological process: regulation of DNA-templated transcription. The coding region runs from base 125 to 1822 and encodes 565 amino acids. Lineage: Eukaryota; Metazoa; Chordata; Mammalia; Rodentia; Octodontidae. The transcript has 4 exons.
UCAACUUCCUGAGUGCUGGGAUUACAGCUGUGUGCCACCACACCCGGUUCUGCGGCUGAUUCCGCAUGGUAUAUGAGGCCAAGGAUGGAACUCUGGUCCUUGUGCUUGCCAGGAGGCAGUGACCAUGGAGGAUGUAGCUGUGAACUUCACCAGGGAGGAGUGGACUCUGCUGAAUUCAGCCCAAAAGAAGCUCUACAGAGAUGUGAUGUGGGAAACAUUUAGGAAUAUAAAGGCUAUAGGAAAGACUUGGGACAACCAACAAAUGGAAGAAAAAUACAAAAAUUGCCCUACAAAUCUAAGUGGAGAGAAGCCACAUGAUUAUUUGGGAUUUGGUGACAAGCUGAGCAAGUAUAAUGAACAUGGAAAAACCAGCAAUGAUAACCAAUCCUUUCAGAAGAAUGUAAGAACAAAAUAUGGAAAGAAACCCAAUCAAUAUGAGCAGUAUGGGACACCGUACUCUGAACUUAGUGAAAGAACUAACCCUGGAGGGGAAACCACUGUUGGUCAGGAAAGUGUGAAGGCUUCCACCACCCACAGUGGUUUUCAGAUCCAUAAAAGAAUUCACACUGGAAACAAUAAAUAUGUUUGCAAGCAAUAUGGAAAAAGUGUCAAUACUGAAACUGGUAAAAUUCAGGAAACCAUACCCAUGGAUGAAAAAACUAAUGUAUGUGGAGAAGCAUUCAAGAGAAGCACUCAAUGUCAAAGUCAUGAAAAUGUUCACAAAGGGCAGAAACCUCAUAUAUGUAAACACUGUGGGAAAGCUUUCACCAGACGCAGUUACUGUAAAAUACAUGAAAGAAAUCACACUCUGGAGAAACCUUAUGUGUGCAAGCAGUGUGGGAAGGCAUUCACUAUGGAACAAUCUUGUCAAAUACACGAAAGAAUUCACUCUGGGGAGAAGCCUUAUGUGUGUAAGCAAUGUGGAAAAGCAUUCACUACAAAGCAGUAUUAUAAUCUACAUGAAAACUUUCAUGCAGGAGAGAAACUUCAUGUGUGCAAGCACUGUGGGAAGGCAUUCACUACCCGUAAAUCUUGUCAAAUACAUGAAAGAAUUCACACUGGGGAGAAACCUUAUGUGUGCAAGCAGUGUGGAAAAGCAUUCCCUAUAUGGGGUAAUUUUAAAAGACAUGAAAGUACUCACAAAGGGGAGAAACCUUAUGUAUGUAAACAGUGUGGGAAAGCAUUCACACUGAGCAGUAAUUGUAAAAGACAUGAAAAAGCUCACACUGGGGAAAAACCUUAUAUGUGCAAGCAGUGUGGGAAUGCGUUCACAACGCAAGGUUCUCGUCAAAGACAUGAAAGAAUUCAUACUGGGGAGAAACCUUAUGUGUGCAAGUAUUGUGGCAGGGCAUUUAGUACACACCAAUUUUGUCAAAUACAUGAAAGAACUCACACUGGGGAGAAACCAUAUGUGUGUCAGCAAUGUGGAAAGGCAUUCAGUAGAAGUACUAAUUAUAGAAUUCAUGAAAGGACUCACACAGGGGAGAAACCUUAUGUGUGCAAGCACUGUGGAAAGGCAUUCACAACACACCGAUCUUGUCAAGUACACGAAAGAACACACACUGGGGAGAAACCUUAUGUGUGUAAGCACUGUGGGAAAGCAUUUGCUGCAUACCCAUAUUGUCAAAUACAUGAAAAAACUCACAGUGGUGAGAAACCUUAUUUGUGCAAGCUGUGUGGCAAGGCAUUCACUAGACACCGAUCUUGUCAAAUACAUGAAAAAACUCACACUCUGGAGAAACUUUAUGUGUGUAAGCAAUGUGGGAAGGCAUUCACUACAAAAAGAUCCUGUUUAAGACAUGAAAAACUACAUACUAGGUAGAAACCAUGUGGAAGCAAGCAGUAUGGAAAAGAAUUCAGUGUAAAUUCAAGCUAUAUAUGUUAAGAAAGCAGUUACACUGGGGAGAAUCAUUAAAUAUGCAGUCAAUGGGAGAGGGCAUUUACUACACACCAGUCUUGUUACGCAUGUGAAAUUAAACUUAGACAAAUUUAAGUGGGCUACUUGGAAAAAGGUUUGGUAGUGUGUGCUCAGUUUAUAUACGUAGAUUGCACGUUGGGGAAGAUCUGUGUGUAUAUAAACAAGCAUUUAAUGGACUUUUUUGUUUUGUUUUAAUCAACCACAAGAAAGAAGUCAUUGGAGAAUAGCCCUGUAUGUGUAAGCCUAUUUGGAAAAGCUUGUGAAAAUUUCACAUCUUUUAUCACCUGUAAGCAUAUAUGAAAAAUUUGAUGUCAAUACUUGUUCAUGUACUUUCAACAAAAUACAUACCCAAAUGGAGAUAACC